This is a messenger RNA of Trichoplax adhaerens, 723 nucleotides long. RefSeq lists its product as uncharacterized. Gene Ontology annotation, biological process: proteolysis; apoptotic process. The coding region runs from base 1 to 723 and encodes 240 amino acids. NCBI's taxonomy places the organism in Eukaryota, Metazoa, Placozoa, Uniplacotomia, Trichoplacea, Trichoplacidae. Gene Ontology annotation, cellular component: cytoplasm. The record is from RefSeq and is a predicted model, not a curated record. The transcript has a single exon.
AUGCCUGAACGUAAAGGUAGCGAUAGAGACGCUAAAGGUAUGCAAACUCUAUUGGUAAAUCUAGGCUACAAAGUAGCAAUAGGCGACGAUUUGAGUGCAGCUCAAAUGAAAGAUGUAUUACAACGAUGGGCCGCCAAGGAUCAUAGUACUUGUGAUAGCUUCGUAUGCGUGUUAUUAAGCCAUGGCGAGCAAGGUAAAAUAUUUGGCACUGAUACCGACGUGGAUAUCGAAGAAUUACUUGGACUGUUUAGAGGUAAUCGUUGCGCUUCACUGGCUGGAAAGCCAAAGUUAUUUUUUAUUCAAGCUUGUCGUGGUACAAACUUUGAUGAAGCUGUCGAUCACAUUGACGGCGUUCCUGAUGAAUCAGCACUAAAUGCAGAAGGUUAUGAGGAUGAAGUUGAUGCUAAAACUCGACAAACAUUACCAUCUGAAGCAGAUUUUUUAAUUGCCUAUUCGGUUGUUCCAGGUUAUUAUUCUUGGAGAAAUUCUACAAAUGGCUCUUGGUUUAUGCAAGCAGUUAUUGACAUUUUUACUAAAUAUUAUAAGCAACUGGAUCUUAUAACAAUGUUAACUAUUGUUAAUAAUUCAGUUGCAACGGUCGAAUCUUCAACAAGUGAUCCGAGAUUCAAUAAUAAAAAGCAGAUCCCUAGCUGUGUUAACAUGCUACGUAAGCUAGUCUACUUUAAUUCAGAAGCAGUCAAAAAUCACGGUAUUUUUGGUUAA